GAUUCAUGAAAACUGUAAAGUGCAUUUUAUGUAAAUACAUAAAUUGAUGAUAGGGGGCUUAUCGUGUUUGACGUUUGUGAGAGGAAAAGUACUGAUUGUUUACAAUUUUACAAGAUCUCAAAAGUUCAGAGGAAUAGGUAGAUGACAUGGAUGCCAAUGCAGAUGAUGACGGAACACACAGCGAAUUAGAAUAUCCAGAAAAUAGACAAAAUAAUGUCGAAGAGGAUUAUUCAGAAGAAAAUACAGAUGAAACAUCUAUAUCUACUGAAAGUACUUUUGACUUGACAUUACCAGCAACACAUUCUUAUUUAGGGCAUAAUUUAGAAGAACUUAGAGGGAGGACAAUAUUAGAUGAUGGACUUUACGUUAACUUGCCAUUAUUAGUGAAACAGUCUGUCAUGUUAUUUCCUGGACAAACAUUACCAAUGACAGUAUUUGAUGCACAAACCAUUGAUAUGAUAAGAACUUGCAUUGAAAAUGACAGGACAUUAGGUGUUGUAUGUUUGGGAUAUGAUAAAAUGGUACCAAUAGGCACAACUGCUGAAAUUUAUGAAUGUAUGUAUGAUCCUGAUCAAGGUUUUCGUUUGAAAGCUAAAGGCAGGCAAAGAUUUAAGAUUCUCAGAGUUAUAAUUCAGGGAUAUGAUAAAAUAUCAGCCCGUGUACAAGUUUUACCAGAAAUAACGCUUGGGCCACCAUUCUUAGACGAACGUAUAGCCUCGUUAGAUCAUAUACGAAUACAUCCGAAAAAUGAGGAAGAUUUUAAGAAACAAGAAAAAGUAGAAAAUUUAGAUGCUGUAGUAACCCCUUGGCCUGCUUGGGUAUACCGACAAUAUGAUCCUUUAAGACUUUCGUUAAAAAUACGACAACGUUUACAAUUUAUCGAAAGCAAAGGAAGUAGUAUACCAGAAGAUCCAUCAGACUUAUCAUUCUGGGUUGCCCAAAAUUUGUUACUAGAUGAUAAUGAGCGAAUCGUUUUAUUAAAUUACGAUUGCGCAAUUUCAAGGCUACAAAGAGAAAUGAAAUAUCUAGUAGAAGAUAAAGUAUUUGUUUGUUGUAAUUGCGAUUCUUACAUUGGAAGACAAUCACAUAUGUUUCCAAUGAGUAAAGAAGGUCCACAGGGUACAUAUUGUAACCCUUCUGGUAUUAUACAUGAAACUGUAACUUUAUAUCACGCGCAAGGCCUUGCCCUAAGUGAUAAUCCACCGUCAAUAAAUUAUACAUGGUUUCCAGGAUACGCCUGGAUUGUCGCAACGUGUAGAAAUUGUGGUGAUCAUAUGGGAUGGAGGUUUACAGCAGUUCAAAAUAAUUUAAGACCUAGGGCAUUUUGGGGAUUGAUACGUAAAAGUUUGAAAAGUAAAGAAAAAUGAGCAAAUCAAAAAUUCAAUAAAUACCUUAGACCGAAAGGUUCGUUAGUUUGGAAAACCUGGUGCAAAUUCCCAUAGUUUUUUAGUGUUAUAUGACUAUGUGCAAUGUUUAUACUACCUUUGUGUUUAGCGUUUGUGCUAUUGUGAGCUUUCACUAGCGAUAAUAUUAAUUUUUCCAGUAUCAAAGAAAACUAUAUAACAUAUUGGAAUAGUUAUUUACCAUGAAUUGCCAAUCAACUGAUGUACAGUAUAAACAAAUUUUAACAACUGUGUGUACAUAGAAUUUAAUUUCAUAGCUACUUAUAGCAAUAUAUAAGCAUGAGUUAUGAGAUUGAUAUAAAACUGCAUUAAUUUUUACAUGAUUGUAUUUCAUAUUUAUAUUAAAUUUAAAACGUAAAUUAAAUGGAUCAAUCAAUAUAAAAAAAAAUAUAUAUCAACUAUUAUUUUUGUAAGAGCAGUUUAUUCUGCUUCAUAUGCUUUUAAUCAGUGUCUGGAUAACAUACAAUUCUCAACUUAAAUUUUUUAUUUAACUAGUCACUAUGAAACAUAUACAUCUAUCUUCAAUAUCAGUAUAGUAAUAUGAUAAGAAUUUGUCAACGUACCUUGCCUAAUAAAUUUGCAAAUCGGAGGUUGCUGACAUUUAAUAGUAAUUAGAUACAAAUUUUUUAUGAUUUUUAUGUUGUCACUUAACACGAUGAAGUAGCGAUAAAUUCAUGAAAGAUUGAAAUAGUAUUGAUUUUUCUUAUUGGUGUGUAAUAUUUACAUGUUUUCCUUUUCACAUUAUUAUUUAGGAAUGCAUGUAUAAUUGCAAAAUGAGUUUAACUUUAUGCCAUUAUUGUACUGAACUUCAAUAAUUAUAUACAAGCUAUGAUCAAAGAUAUAAUACAUGUUACUGGAAUAUGCUAUUUUGUUAUUUGUAUAUCAGAAUUUAAUAAAUGUGAAUUUAACGUGAAAAACGUUAUUUACAAAUUA
Bombus huntii is the source of this 2336-nucleotide messenger RNA. It is a transcript of the gene ohgt, whose product is annotated as protein cereblon. Lineage: Eukaryota; Metazoa; Arthropoda; Insecta; Hymenoptera; Apidae. The transcript has 7 exons. The record is from RefSeq and is a predicted model, not a curated record. The coding region runs from base 147 to 1367 and encodes 406 amino acids.